ACAGCUGCAGCCUGCUGACUGAGCGGACACAACAGAACCAAGAAGAGCUGGAUUGCAAUCUGAGCUGACAGAGUCUCUUUUACAUUGGGAACGACAAGGCAAUUGUUGUUUAUGCAGCCUUCAUCCUCUUAAACGUAACCGAGGGCUGAAGAGGACAGAAUAUUGCAGUAAAGUCGUCAGUCUGGUCACCGUUAGCGAUUUGGUAACCGGCUAGCUAGCUAACAGUUAGCCAGCGCGCAGUAAGUUAGCCACUUCUGCGCAUUAGCUAGCUAGCCAGGGUAUUUUUUAUAUUGUAUAGACUGUUGGAAGACGCCGUUCACAGUGUUGCAGCAAAGUGCAUCGAAGAAUCUGAACGUGGUCGACGUGCUGGUCGGCUCGUUAGCCCAUUGCAGUGCCUCCUAACAGCGGGCUAGGAUAUGAGAAAGAAUGAGUCAAAGGGACACCCUGGUUCAUCUCUUUGCUGGAGGCUGUGGGGGCACAGUUGGUGCAAUCCUGACGUGCCCGCUGGAGGUGGUCAAGACCAGGCUCCAGUCGUCCUCCGUCACCACCUUCUACGUGUCUGAGGUGCAGCUCAGCGGCGUCAAUGGGGCCAGCGUGGCGCGCAUGUCCCCCCCAGGUCCCCUGCACUGCCUCAAGUUAAUACUGCAGAAAGAAGGACCUCGAUCGCUCUUUAGAGGUCUGGGGCCUAACCUUGUGGGCGUGGCUCCUUCUAGAGCCAUAUAUUUUGCCGCCUACUCGACAGCGAAGGAGAAACUAAAUGGCGUGUUCGAGCCCGACUCCACACAGGUGCACAUGGUCUCGGCCGCCUUAGCAGGGUUCACAGCGAUUACGGUAACCAAUCCAAUCUGGCUUAUCAAGACCCGCUUGCAACUUGAUGCCAGGAACCGAGGUGAGCGUCACAUGAGUGCAUUUGACUGUGUCAAGCGGGUGUACCAGGCAGAUGGGAUCCGGGGAUUCUACAGGGGCAUGUCAGCAUCCUACGCUGGUAUCUCAGAGACUGUCAUCCAUUUUGUGAUAUACGAGAGCAUCAAACGCAAGCUGCUGGAGUCCAAGGUCCAGGCCAACAUGGACGAGGAGGAGGAGGUGGUGAAGGAUGCGUCAGACUUCGUAGGGAUGAUGCUGGCAGCAGCCACAUCUAAAACCUGUGCCACAUCUAUUGCUUAUCCACAUGAGGUGAUCCGCACUAGACUUCGAGAGGAGGGUAGCAAGUACCGCUCGUUCUUUCAGACUUUUGGCAUGGUGAUGCGUGAGGAGGGCUACCGUGCCCUCUACCGCGGUCUCACCACCCAUCUGGUCCGGCAGAUACCCAACACCGCCAUCAUGAUGUCCACCUAUGAACUGGUGGUCUACCUGCUGAACGGUUAACCCAUCCCCCGCCCCCCAGCCCCGGCCAAGGAGGAAGAAAAGGAGAGUGAAGAAGAGAUCGAAGGAUGGAAAGAGAUGGAUAUAAGUGGAAAAUGGGAGAGGACUAGGAGGGCCCCAGAAGUUCUCCCAGGCCACUAGAGGGUGCUGUUGUCCGAGAGAUGAAAUGGAAAGAGUGGGGAGCAAGGGGAAGGGCGGAGGGUGGGAGGGAACGAAUGAUCGAGAAAGCGAUCGAGGGAGGAGGGGGCUAGUUCAAUCCUAUGACAACACUGCAGGGUGGUUGUUUGUAAUGGAUGGUGUCUUAUUGAACCAGCCAUUAGUGAUAAUCUCGUUUGAACUCUGUUGUCUCUCCAUAAUUCCUCUCUUGAAGAGGAGACAUUUGAGAAGACAAUCAGAUGGAGGGGGAUGCUUGACACUGUAACCCCUGUUUUAUGGGUGAAAACACUGAAAAUUAACGCUUGAUGCAAAUAUGCCACCAUUUCUGUUUUUGUUGUUGAUGAUGAUGAUGAAGAUGAUGAUGAUGAUUCAGUUUGUCAUUUGUUUUAAAACGGUCACUUACGCAACCACAGUUAAUUUGUCUGUAUGGGUUUCAUUUCUACACAGGUUCCUGUAGAGUUAGAAGUUGGUUGCUAAAGACAAGGCUGUGUUCAAGCAUGCCCCUCCGCUCGCCAGGGUGUCCCUCCCUCAGCUCAGCGCCACAGACUAACCAUGUGCAUCACGCCGAUCCUUCCGCUUUGCUCUCGGCCAAAUAGUCCUGACCCUUUUUAGUCCAUUACAACCCUAAAGGUCCUUCAUGUAGACAUGUGUUUCAUGCAAGCAAGAUGUCAUUUCAAUGGGGUUUGUGGAGUUGUGCGGUGAAGUCUUCAGUAGUUGCAGAUGAGCUCUGUAGCGCAGAGAGCGGCCCCUGUCUGCACGUCUCUUGAAUGCAGCUUUUUUUUUUUCCUCCUGUAACAUCCAGACCUGUCUCGCAGGCCUCUUCUGGAAAGGCUGCUUACUUGAAACUAGUCAGUGUUGAAGUCCGAACGGCAGCGCCUACAGACCUUUGUUCUGGAGUGUCAGACUCGGGGAUGUCUACUCAGACAUGGCCCUGACACACACACACGCACACAUGCACAUUACCAUCCGGGGAGGUGCCGCUCUCCCCACCCCCUCACCGUGGCUUUUUUUGUGGAUAGUUUUAGUCUUGUAUUAUAAAUAUAUAAAUAUAUAUUAAAAAAAGAAAGAAUAAAAAAACAGUAUUACUGUUGGAGCAAGACAGUGUUUUGCUUAGCAGUGUCCAUUGAAGAUAUUGUACAGUUCAGUGUACUUGAUUAAUUUUUAGUGAAGGAUAUUCCUAUAUGUGUAUAUAAUAUGCAUAUCAAAUAUCCCCUUGUCCAUAAUCUAGGUCCUAUGAUCAUGCAGUAGGCUGCAGUUUCAAAAGUAUUAUUUGAAUCAACUGCAUUUGUUCAAUGUAAAACAAGUUUGAAUCUAUCGCAAUAUGCGCAAUAUGGUGUGUCAAUGUGUUUUUGGUCGAUUUUAUUUUGUUUUCUUUGUUUUUCUCUUUCUUUUUGGUACAACAUGCUGGCCUUGGACUCCAUAGACAGCCCAAAAUGGAGUCUAUAAUUUUGUUUUCUGUUUUGCUUUGUUCUUUUAAUCCUUUUCUUGUGUGGAUCUGUGAAAGGUCAGUGUCCUCAUCUCAGAUGUAAGUUUACAUGCAGCGCCCCGUUCCUUAUUGUUUAUGGAGCUCAUAUUAGAUUGAUCAACUGGGUCACCCUCAGCUGGUCACCUCGUGGUUUCCCGUUUCUCCGGUUUCAUCUUUUGUGUCAAAACAGAUUAUAGGUUUUUUUUUUUUUUUUGUCAUUCUCUAACCAGCCAGCUUGUGGUCCUCAGUAACGUGUGAGUUGUGAGAAUCUUCUCUCCACAAGGCCAUUUGACGACAGUCCUCACUCGGGGUAGAUGUCAUAGUGAAUGUGUCUCUCCUUAUGCAAGUAGCGAGCUCAGAUCAUGAACUCGCUGCGGUAGUAUUUGGGUUGAACAUGAGUCUCCCUCCACUGAACUGUGAACGCUUGAAUUCCGUGUUUUUUUAUGUUGUCAUUGUCGGCAUACGGUACUCAUCUGUUCCAUCAGAUUCUGACAGGUGCUACAGAUUCCGUGUGGGACUUCCUGCAGCUGCUAUUGGCCUACAUGGUUCUGUAGUGCAUACUGUAAGGGGCUAUUCAUCCCUCUUAACAGUGUCGUAUUAUGUGACAACACUCAACUCAACAUUGAGCACUUGUCUCUGUGCAAAUACUAUAUCUUACACUAUCAUACUGUAUUUAUUAACAAUGACAAAUUUCCUAAAGGCAACUGCCAGAAUGGCACGGAUUCAGGUUAUUUGAUAAGUUAGCCGAAAUGGACAGGCCCUAUUACUUUAACCACCAAAGCAGUUCUGUUCAGUACACUCAGAGGUGGCAAAAAACAUGAAUUUCUAUUAGAAUGUGAGAAAUAUUAAAUCCUACCUUUGCCUAACCAGCCCAUGCGGAAAACAAGUAGUGCUUUGUGGAGCCACAAGCCAAAUGAGCCUGGAGAGGUGGGCUCCACUGUGGGCUGCACGGGUGGCCAGAUGCAGACAGCACCACAGCCAGUCAACUGUGGAAUAGCCCAGGUCCUCUUGGCAUUACAAAGCAAAAGCAAGAUGGAGGCCAUUGGGAUGGCAAACAUCUCUUAAGCUUGUAUUAAUUAUUCUUGACACGAUCGGCCCAGAUUUGGCUUACUAACUGCAGGUGUAUAACCUGCCAACAUGGCAUUACACAGCAGAUGUGACAACUGUUAAAAUAAAUCCUGCCAACUGGAGUCCACCAAGGGAUGUUUGAAGAACAUUUGUUGCAGUUGCUGAAUAUAACGAUAAAAAAAAAAAAAUCAGUUGACAAGAUGAUGGGAGCUCUGGAAGUGAUGAUGGGUGCUUAGGGAGCUCAUGGGUCUGUGUGUCUCAUUUCACCAUUCUUGAACCUGUUUUUUUGGUGACAAAAUACUCUGGGGAGAUUAUGGUGUCCCAAGCACCAGAUCACUCAACACUAAUGCAUUGAAAAUUUCUGUUGAAUGUUUUAUUUAUCCUUCCUCCAUUAAGUUCUGAUUUUGUUUUGUUUGGGCUUUUUUACACCUUAAAAUGUGGCCUAUUCUUAGCUGGCUAUGUGUUAUACCUCCUUUUGUACAAAAUAAAAAAAAUCAACUAAAUAAUAAUAAAAAAAAUAAAAUAAAAUAAAGAA
Molecule: messenger RNA, 4586 nt
Organism: Sardina pilchardus (European sardine)
Lineage: Eukaryota; Metazoa; Chordata; Actinopteri; Clupeiformes; Clupeidae
Gene: slc25a36a
Product: solute carrier family 25 member 36a
Exons: 7
Coding region: 427-1365 (312 amino acids)
Biological process (GO): pyrimidine nucleotide import into mitochondrion
Cellular component (GO): mitochondrion
Molecular function (GO): pyrimidine nucleotide transmembrane transporter activity
Source: RefSeq, a predicted model, not a curated record